Messenger RNA from Coregonus clupeaformis (lake whitefish), 1394 nucleotides. RefSeq names its product 26S proteasome non-ATPase regulatory subunit 4. Gene Ontology annotation, molecular function: polyubiquitin modification-dependent protein binding. The coding region runs from base 78 to 1202 and encodes 374 amino acids. The record is from RefSeq and is a predicted model, not a curated record. Gene Ontology annotation, cellular component: proteasome regulatory particle, base subcomplex; cytosol; nucleus. Gene Ontology annotation, biological process: proteasome-mediated ubiquitin-dependent protein catabolic process. NCBI's taxonomy places the organism in Eukaryota, Metazoa, Chordata, Actinopteri, Salmoniformes, Salmonidae. The transcript is spliced from 10 exons.
UAUUUUUGGGCCGAAGAACUGCAUUUCCCAUCGACCAUCAGUGUUGGUGACGUAGAUAGCAACGCAAAGAUUCCAAGAUGGGGCUCGAAAGUACUAUGGUCUGUGUGGACAACAGUGAAUACAUGAGGAAUGGAGACUUCCUCCCCACCAGACUGCAGGCCCAGCAAGAUGCUGUCAACAUUGUGUGUCACUCCAAGACGCGCAGCAACCCUGAGAACAAUGUGGGCCUCAUCACCAUGGCCAAUAACUGUGAGGUGUUGACCACGUUGACUGCAGACGCAGGGAGGAUUUUGUCUAAACUGCACGCUGUCCAGCCCCGUGGAAACAUCAGCUUCUGCACAGGCAUCAGAGUGGCACAUUUGGCGCUGAAGCACAGACAGGGGAAGAACCACAAGAUGCGCAUUAUUGCCUUCGUGGGCAGCCCAGUGGAGGACAACGAGAAGGAUCUGGUGAAAAUGGCGAAGCGUCUAAAGAAAGAGAAAGUCAGUGUGGACAUCAUUAACUUUGGAGAGGAGGAGGUGAACACAGAGAAGCUGACAGCCUUCAUCAACACUCUGAAUGGGAAGGAAGGAGCAGGGUCCCACCUUGUGACAGUGCCUCCAGGUCCCAGUCUGGCUGAUGCCCUGCUGUCCUCUCCUAUCCUUGCUGGGGAGGGAGGAGCCAUGCUGGGCCUGGGGUCCAGUGACUUUGAGUUUGGAGUGGAUCCCAGCGCAGACCCAGAGCUGGCACUGGCUCUGAGGGUGUCUAUGGAGGAGCAGAGACAGAGGCAGGAGGAUGAGACUCGCAGGGCAGCAGUGGUGUCUGCUGCUGAGGCCGGGGUUCCCUCGCCUACCGCUGACGAGUCGGACGAUGCUCUGCUGAAGAUGUCAGUCCCCCAGGCUGACACGGCCACGCCCGCUAUGCCCGACAUCAGCCGCAUGACGGAGGACGAGCAGAUCGCCUACGCCCUGCAGAUGUCCAUGCAGGGUGGAGCCGAGUCGAUGGACAUGGACACAGGAGCCCCCGUGGAUUCGGAGGGUGGUAAGGAUGAGGAGGACUAUGAUGUGAUGCAGGACCCAGAGUUCCUCCAGAGCGUCCUGGAGAACCUACCGGGUGUCGACCCCAACAACGAGGCCAUCCGUAACGCCAUGGGCUCCCUGGCCUCACAGACAGGAUCCAAACCUGACAGCAAGAAAGACAAAGAGGAUGAGAAUAAGAAAUGAACAUUUACACACUAAACAUAAUAGAUAAUAAUGACUGAUUGUUUUGUUUUUUCUUUUGUCAAGGUUAAUGAUGCAUGUUGCCUUUAAAAACAACGUUUGUACUAAAUUGGGAUCUUAUAUCAACCCAAGGACAUUCAGUAAGUGUACAUUGUGUACUGAUAAUAAUAAAAACAUUUACAUAAUUCAAGAGAA